ACGUGCCGAGGAAGCAGCGCCGCCAGCCCCGGAAGCGGACGCUGCGGUCCCAGGGCGGGGCCCGGCCGGGGGCUCCGGCCAGCAGGCAGCGCGGCCCGGGGCCGGCGGGCAGGGUCUGACUCCUGUGUGCAGCAUGCAGGUGACGGAGCGCGAGGCUGCGGGGCAGGGACUGGAGGGGGGCCCUGCCCAGCCCGAUGCCCAGAUGGAGUCGCCUGCCCCCCCCAAGUCCCCGGCCUUCGACCUCUUCAGCCUGGUCCUGUCCUCCAAGCGGCUGGAGAUGUACCUGGAGCCCCUGGGGGACGCCUGGGAGGGGAUCCACUUCCUGCUAAGGUGGCAGAUGCCUCUGUGCUCGCUGCUCACCUGCCUGGGCCUCAACUUCUUGCUGCUCACCCUGACUGAAGCUGCCUGGUUCUCGCUGUGCGCACUGCUGGUCCUGGUGCCCGCCCUGCUGGGCUACCUGCAGGAGGCCUGCCGGGCCCGCCGGCCGGCGCCGGAGCUGGUGCGCCAGAGGUACCAUAGCGUGCGGCGCGAGGACCUGCAGCAGGUGCGGCUGGCGCGGCAUGAAGCCGUCACUGAGGUGAAGAGAUUCCUGAUCCACCUGGAGGGCUUCCUGAGCUGGCUGUGCUAUGCCUGCGAGGGGGCAUACCGUGUGCUGCAUUGGGAGACCCCUGCCCUGUCGUCCCAGUUCUAUGGGGCGCUGCUGGGCUCCCUCUGUGUCCUGUACUUGCUGCCCUUCUGCUGGGUCCUCGCCCUGCUCAACAGCACCCUCUUCCUGGGGAACGCCGAGUUCUACCGAGUGCUGCUGGAGCUCAAGGCUGCAAUGGAGCGACGCCUCGGCCCCAAGCCCCUCGCCAGCACCCUGGAGCCAGUGGAGCCUGACGCGGGAGCAGAGGGGGGCAGCUCCCUGGUGGAUCGGACCCCCACGCCCACGAGCACCGAGGACCUCACGCCCGGCAGCGUGGAGGAAGCAGAGGAGGCGGAGCCUGACGAGGAGUUUAAAGACGCUAUUGAGGAGACCCAGGCGCUGGCCAUGGAGGACGACGAGGUCUCCCAGUGCUCCGCCGCGUUCGACCUCGGCCUCCCGGACGGCAGCAGCGUCAUGAGCAAGAACGAGGUGAUCCGCAGCAAGGUGUCGCGGCUGACUGAGAGGCUCCGCAAGCGAUGCCCCAGCAAUAACUUCGGGAGCUGCACCCGCUGCGCAGCCACCUUCUCCGUGCUCAAGAAGAGGCCCCAGAUGCCCAGAGGGAGACAGUGUUUGUUUGCUCGUUGUGUAACCAGGUUCUCGUCAAGUGAGCGGAGCCCCCAGCAGGGGCAUCUCCGGCUGCCUGUCCCUGCUGCUCUGGGCAGGAGAGCACCAGGACCCUGCGUUGCUGAGUCCCCCCCGCCUGCCCUGGCACUGCCCAGCCCAUGGCACUGGGUGGCUGCGUGGGCCCCACUGCUCUGUUCCCUGGAGCUUUGCUGUGGGGUCCUGACUGGGGCAGGGGACUGAGGCCAGCCACCCCUCCUCUCUGCUCUGGGGCAGUGCCUCAGGGGCCUUUGCAAACCCCUGACAGUCACCCUGACCUGCCAAGCCAGAGGGGUAACCAUAUGCACAGUGCCCUCUGCUAGCUAAAUCCCCCACAGCCUGCCCCUGGGCUCGGAGCAGACCCUCCUCGCCCCAUAGGGCUGGGCUUCCUCCCCGCCUGCAGGCAGAUGGAAGCAGGCAGGAGCCAGGCUGUGCUCAGCUGGGCUGGGCGGAGUGCAGUGGGUGGCUGGAAUGGGCCAUGGGGGGAGGGCAGGGGGAGUAGAGGGCCUGGCGUGGGGUGGCUCUUGGCUCGCACUCUGCAUGCUGGGCUGCUGGCUUUGCCCACAGCGGUGGGUGCUGGUUCCGCUCCCGUCACCUGGGGCCACAGCACCCCCCUGCUCUGCUGCCGCCCUGCCCCACAGAAUCCGGGCAAAGGCUUCACCCCCCCAUGGCCCUGGGAGGCUCCUCUCUCAGCAAGGGGGUUGGGUGUCUGCUGCUGUGAGUGAGGGCUGGAAGCACUACAGGGCCAGGGCAGAGCAGGGGUCCCUCGCAGGCAGGGCGAGGCCCACCGCCCGUUCUGCGCUGACCCCUGCAUACGUGGGCAUUACUGUGUGUGUAGCUGGAGCUGGCUCCUGUGUCCCCCUGUGAGGGAUCGUGGGGCCCCUGCAGGCCCCCUGGGCUGCACAUGCCCUGCUGGGGUAGCCGGCACCUGUUCUGCUGGGGGGGGCUCCCUGCUGCCCCGUGAGCUGCUGGCAGCAGGCUCCAGCCUGGCCCUAGGGCAGCAUCUGCCACGUGCAGGUCACGUGAAGCAGGGUUAAAAGGUGGGGCUGCUGCGUGGAGACCUCCACCUGCUUUGUCCCGUGGCAAACGCCCUGGACCGGCACCAAAGGUACGGGAGCAAGGAGAGCGCUUCAUGCCUGGCCAGGCUGGCAGCCCAGGGGCCCUUCCUUGGGGUGCCAGGCGUAGCUGGAGCGAGAGGAGACCUGGGGGGCAGGGGGCAGAGGGGCUAGCUGGGGCGGUUGCUGCUGCUGUGCCAGGCUGUCCCCCUCUCUGCCCUGGGCUGCUCAGGAGCAGGGUGGCCAUGGCCGGGUCCCAGGAGACUGGGGAUGGGGGGCUGUCAGCGUGAAGCUCCCUUCGGCUUCUGUUCUGCCUAUUCCCCCUCCCCCUGUCCUUAAGGACUCACAAGGGAGGGUGGGAUAGUCCAGCCCUUCUCCCUCUUUCUCCACCACUUAGGCCCAGUGUCUGACUCUCCAGUUUGGGUUUAUUAACUUCUGGCCCCAUGGCCUGGGGCCCGGUACCAGGGCGAGUCCUGGGGAGGGUGUGGUGUGAACGUGGCUCCUCUGUUUACACAACAGCAGCUUCCCUUCUGCUUCUCUUGCACCGGUUGGUAAAUGAUGUGACUCACUUUCCCUGGCUGAGUUGGCACCAGUGAGAAACCACCUGUCCCAGUGGCCUCGGCCCGCUGGGCAGGUCCCUGCUCUGUGCCUCCAGCCCCCUGUCCCUGGGUGAAGGCGGGGGAGCUCUGAGGAGGACUGUGCUGUUAGGACCAGGGAGCCUAGUUUUCCAUGAUAACCCCCCCAAUAAACGUGACUCUGCAUUUC
This is a messenger RNA of Caretta caretta (loggerhead turtle), 3105 nucleotides long. It is a transcript of the gene ZFYVE27, whose product is annotated as zinc finger FYVE-type containing 27. Gene Ontology annotation, molecular function: metal ion binding. Gene Ontology annotation, biological process: neurotrophin TRK receptor signaling pathway; protein localization to plasma membrane; positive regulation of axon extension. NCBI's taxonomy places the organism in Eukaryota, Metazoa, Chordata, Testudines, Cheloniidae. The record is from RefSeq and is a predicted model, not a curated record. Gene Ontology annotation, cellular component: growth cone membrane; endoplasmic reticulum tubular network.